Messenger RNA from Epinephelus lanceolatus (giant grouper), 1239 nucleotides. RefSeq names its product lactoylglutathione lyase-like. The record is from RefSeq and is a predicted model, not a curated record. Gene Ontology annotation, molecular function: metal ion binding; lactoylglutathione lyase activity. Lineage: Eukaryota; Metazoa; Chordata; Actinopteri; Perciformes; Serranidae.
CACUGCAUAGAAGGAGAACUUGUUCUGUUCACUCAGUGUGAUCUGAGAGCCAUGGAGUACAAAGGGGGACUGUCGGACGAGGCUGUGUCUAAUGCCUGCAAAGAGGGAGAUCCCAUGACUAAGGACUACAUGAUGCAGCAGACGAUGCUGAGAGUCAAAAAUCCAGCAAAAUCUCUGGACUUCUACACCCGAAUCCUGGGCAUGACCUUGCUCCAGAAAAUCGACUUCCCCUCAAUGCGUUUCACCCUCUACUUCCUGGGAUACGAGGACAAAGCAGAUAUCCCGGCUGACAUCAAAGAGAGGACGGCGUGGACUUUCUCUCGCCGAGCCACCAUAGAGCUCACACAUAACUGGGGUUCAGAGGCAGAUGAAAGUCUGUCAUACCACAAUGGGAACAACGAGCCGAGAGGAUUUGGUCACAUUGGCGUCGCUGUUCCCGAUGUUUACGCUGCCUGCAAAGUCUUUGAAGAGCAAGGAGUGACGUUUGUCAAGAAACCAGAUUCAGGUAAAAUGAAGGAUCUGGCCUUCAUUCAGGAUCCCGACGGCUACUGGAUUGAGAUUUUAAGUCCUAACAACAUGGUCUCAUUAAUGGCACCUUAAAGCAGAGAAACACUGGGGGAAACAUUCAGGGCAUCAUGGUGGAGAAAACACUGCUGAAAUAAAAGAAGACUUUUGUUUUUUACAUGACAAACCUUUGAUACACACAUAAGCUCUGUCCAUUACAAGCGGCAACCUCUGGGGUUGAAACAUUAAGCCAACUCGAAGUGCCAAAAACUGCAGUUCCUGUAAUGGCCACUUGAGGCUGGCUCCAAAACAGAGUCAGUUCCCUUAGACCACGCAUGUUAAAAUGUCCAGCAUUACAACAGAAAUAAACACGUUUACAGCCUGGUGCAAGAAAUGGUUUUGGUUUCUGUUGCUUAUUUCAACAUUCAUGACAACUUUUUACAUUUUAUUAGGACUUAAAGUUAUGUGUAAUUAAGGGGAUGGCCAUGCUGAGUGACAGACUAUUUGCCAUUAGUGUCUUCAGCUUCUCAGUCAGAUCCAAACCUCGUUCUUCCACAGCUCCGCCCUCUCGUCUAAAUCUGGUCAAUUCUGGCUCCAAAAAUCCAAGAUGGUAACGUCCAAAAUGUCAAACUUGAGACGUCUACACGUCAUUGUGGCUACGUCUAUCAUUUUUAUUUUCUGUGGUUCUUGCAAUCCAGAAACAAAGGAUAAUAAUAAUUAAAAAACAGAAAUCAA